AUGGAGUCCUCCCUGCAUAGCUGGUUAGGCAGCUUAACUGUUUUUCUUUUUACUCAAAAAGAGCUUCACAUGCUUGAAAUUGCUAUCGGCAUAAUAAAGGCCAAGUACCCUUCCUUCGAAGUUCCGUCAUCGCCACAAGAGAUAUAUCCCGACCUUGAUUACUUUAACGACCUUCAAGUCUCAACCACCUGCUCUAAUCAGAUGCCGGGGCUGACAGAGAUAGUCGCUCCUGUCUUGCACAACUAUCUGAGCCCAGACGCAGCUAUAGAUUCAAGCAUGUUUCAAGACUAUGUAGAGCUUCUAUCAUUUUCUCUACCUAACAAAUAUUUUAUUGAAAAUCCUCGAGUUCCGUUGGCCAAGUCAAGCCUGCCGGAGUUUAUUAGGCAACAAUGCGUCGAAGACACAGUACUAUGGCCAAUUUUCAUUGGUGACGAGCACGCUCUUGCUGUAAUAUAUCCAGAUGCGAUCCACUGGCUCUCAUGGAGUGACCACGCAGUUCCCGAUAAAGUGAUACACUCUGCGAAGGCCCUACGAAGGCGCUCACUUCCUCUCAUAAAGCUGCAGCCUCAGGCGCUCGAGCAAAACAGCUCUGGCUGGUUUGUUUUACAUUCCAUGCAACGAAUCCUGGCUGGCCAACCCUUUGUAGACUUUUCAGACCUCACAGCAUCAGUCCGGGAAACAGCGCUGACCCAUUUCAAAUGUGAGGUUCUAGCAGCGACCAAAGCUAGGACACUAAAGCCAAACGAAGAAGACUUUGCGAACUUGGUGCCUGACGCUGAUCGAACAGAGUUUUUUGAUAAUGCCAUAUACGCCAUGGAUGACCUGUUCGUAACUGAUCACAGUGACCACUCUCCAGAUUUUAUUGAGCCAGCCAGCGGCCACAUGGUUGACAAUGCUCUUUCAGUCGCACAAGAUGCCUCGCAAAAUCGCCACGGCGCUCUUUUGGUGGUGAAAGAUAUCUCGGAAAGUCGUCAAGAUUCUUCUUCAUCCAGCUCCAGCCAAUACGCCACGGAAAUCAAAUUUCGCCGCCGCAGAUCGCGCCGACCGAGUCAAGCAUUGGACUACAGAAGAACUAUUUUAAGGAACAUUAGCAAAGCGGUGCAGUGUUAUCGAUCCACACAUCUAAGCACUGAAAUGAGCGUCCCACUCCUGUGGUCUAUAUUGGAAGGGGAUCCAUCUCAUUCUGCAUUUCUUCGGCGGUACACUCUAAUAUUGUUUUACAUGAAGAUGAGUCGGCUUGAUGAUGCUGGCAUCAAGAAGGAGCUAGCCAAGGUUGGGAAUGUGAGCUUUAGCAUCAAGGAUAACAGUUACAUACGCAAGAUGAGGAAGAAACAAGAAGAAGGAAAAGCAUGGUCUGAUCUAUGCGACUUGAGGAGUGACUGGGGUCAAGACAAGUAUACACUUCUGUCUGCGGUGCCCGAAGAUAUUCGAGAAGCACCGAUAGAAGAGGUUUCUCAGGGAAUUCGAUCAGAAAACUCAGUAUUGUUCCAAAGCCUAAACGAUGCCAGAAGUCUCUGCGCCGCAUUGCUGGGGGAUACGCUUCCCAAAUGUCUUCUGAUCGACAACUAUAGCUACAAAGACAGUCGACUUAGCACUCACGACAUCAAAUUAUCCUUCCAAGCGUUUUUAAGUCUGGACCCAAGUCAGCCUAAUUCUGAGCUUCUUGACUUUAAUGAGAACUGCUUAUCUUUGGAGGAGGAACCCACAAAAUGGGAAGCAGGACUGGCUAUGAGCCCCUGA
Molecule: messenger RNA, 1740 nt
Organism: Pyricularia pennisetigena
Lineage: Eukaryota; Fungi; Ascomycota; Sordariomycetes; Magnaporthales; Pyriculariaceae
Exons: 2
Coding region: 1-1740 (579 amino acids)
Source: RefSeq, a predicted model, not a curated record